Messenger RNA from Talaromyces marneffei, 675 nucleotides. RefSeq lists its product as uncharacterized. Bases 1 to 675 code for a protein of 224 amino acids. The record is from RefSeq and is a predicted model, not a curated record. Gene Ontology annotation, cellular component: extracellular region. The transcript has a single exon. Lineage: Eukaryota; Fungi; Ascomycota; Eurotiomycetes; Eurotiales; Trichocomaceae.
AUGAAGUUCUUACCCUCUCUCAUCGUCCUCGGUCUUUCUACCCAGGCUCUUGCGAGCUCUUACAUCGAUUAUGUUACUAAGGACGGUCAUGGUCUUACUGUUUACAAGGUCAUAGAUUACAUUAACACUACUACCUCAGACUUCAAUGCCCGGAUUCAGAGUUACGAGGGCGGUGAUCUCCGAAACAUUCUCGAUGGCGGUAAUAAAGUUACUAGAAUAAUGAAGAUAGGGGCUAUGAUGGUCAAGCAGAAAACGACGGAACCCCUUACUGAUGCUCAGUUCCCUAGCUUCCUCUUACAUAUGGGGAAAGAGGGUGGUUUUGAAGAUACGUUGAAAAAGGCGAUGGAUACUCUUAUCGUUAAGAAGUCGCUUAUUCUUGCUUCUGGCAAGGGUUCUAAGCUUGGGUUAGUGCUUUACAGUCAGCAGAUGGCUUCCAUAGUCCUCAGUGCCGAGAUCAUUGGGAAGAUUCCCGCAGAAAAGGUCCAAGAUUUUAGAUCACACUGGCAUGAGAAGGUCAUCCAGAUCAUCGGGAGAGCUGUUGAUACCUUUGAUACCUCUAUCCAUCCCGCGCCAGUACCCUCUAUGUCUUCUAUUACCUUAGACGCUAGAGGUGCUGUAGUAACAAAUAAUUCGCCUGCUGGCCCUGCUUUUACUAGUGCUGCUAGUGCUAACUAG